Molecule: messenger RNA, 1034 nt
Organism: Chiroxiphia lanceolata (lance-tailed manakin)
Lineage: Eukaryota; Metazoa; Chordata; Aves; Passeriformes; Pipridae
Gene: CD164L2
Product: CD164 molecule like 2
Exons: 6
Coding region: 73-579 (168 amino acids)
Cellular component (GO): cytoplasmic vesicle
Source: RefSeq, a predicted model, not a curated record
UCCCGGGAGAGCCGCGGCCACACCGCCCGCUGGGACCGGGCCGAGCCGCGCUGAGCCGAGCCGGGCCGGGCCAUGGCCCCGCCGGGUCCCGGGGCGCUGCGCUGCGCGCUCCUGUGCGCGCUGCUCUGCGCGCAGGGACCCGCUCCCACCCGCGCAGGAGAGUGUGGUGAGAUGAGGUCCUGUGAGACAUGUACGGCUGUCACCCCCUCACACAACACCACCGGCUGCAUCUGGGUGGGCUGCAGGACCCCUGAGGAGCCAGAAACAGGGAGCUGUGUGCAGAGAGGGGCAGCAACACGGGAGACCUGUGCACUCUACAACACCAGCACCCUGUGCCGAGCUCUGAAGUCCCCCACAGAAGAGCCUCCACGGUCCCACAGCAAGGAGCCAGUGACACACUCCACAAGGACCACCACCACUAGUGCCCCACUGACGGGCAGCCCCGAGUUCCACCCGCCCGGCUUCGACACGGCCAGUUUCAUCGGGGGCAUCGUGCUGGUGCUGAGCAUCCAGGCCGUUGUCUUCUUCGUCAUCAAGUUCAUCAAGUCGAAGGACAGCACCUACCAAACGCUGAUCUGAGGCCACUGCGUGCCCCAGGCUGGGUGAGGGACACUGUCCUUGUCCUCCCCGGGGUGAAGAGGCUGCUGGUGUCACCCCCCCCGCGGCCACAGGGCCCCCCCACACCACGACUAUGCAAAUCUGGGGACACCAGGGUGGGACACGUCCCCCAGGCCUGACCCCUGUCCCUGUCCCCAGCAGUGGCUGGGGAUGCUCCAGGGGUUUGCACCCUCUGGCUGCUCCCUGGGGGAUGCAGGUGGGCAGGGGGGCCCAUCCAGCCCUGAAUCCUACCUGGGGCUCCUCCACCCUGUGUUUGCCAAGCACCCAGGGGACCUGGGGCACCCCAGGGAUCAGAGGACACGUGGCCAUGGCUGGUGGGGGAGGGCCCUUUGCUGGCCGAGACCCCAGACCCACGCUGGGGCAAAGCCUGAGAUGGUACAGGGUGGGACAGAGACUAAUAAAGGAUUUUCCUGUAA